AUGAUAAGUUCUCUUAAAGGUUUGUUGGUACCUUUAAUGUUUUUACUCAUCUUUACAGAUGCUGUAACAAUAUCUGAUAACACUUAUUUAGGCGAUAUUUCUUUCUCUGUCCCCCUUACCAUUGAUGAAGGUUAUUUUUUGGCGUUAGUUAACGGGAACUCUUACAGUUUUACCAAAGAUUUGCACGUGAAAGGUUCACUUUUUAUCGGUGAUUUAAACCCAUAUGGUGAUGGAUUCAGCACUACAUUUGAUGGCUCAACUAUUACAAAUGAUGGUUUGAUUGUAGUUGAUAGUAGAAACCUUACAGCUGGUUCAAUGAGUGUGUCUUGGGGUGGUACUUCACUUACUAAUCAUGGAAAAAUGUAUUUCGUAGGUCUAGAUAGCAGUUCUAACAAUUUCAAAUUAAAUCCAAGUAUAUCUUUAGCAAAUACUGGUUUAAUGUCUUUUGGCCAAGAUUCUACUUCAAAUUAUAGUAGUGUUGUACACCUUACCUCAGGGUCUUUUGUUAAUAUUGGUACUAUUUGUUUGAAAAAUGUGAAGGCAUCUUUGGAGAGUUCUAUAGCCGGUGACGGUUGUAUUACAGUUGGUCAGAAUGCUAUAUAUUCGAUACCAAUACAGUCAAGCUCUGGUACACUUGGUCCACAAACUAUAUAUUUGAGCUCUCCUUCCUCAAUGCUUUAUGUAGGCUCAUAUGGUAACACAGAUAAUAUCUUUGUUAGAGGUUUUGGUAAUGGCAACUAUUUGACGUUUCGUACUGCAAUAGCAGGUUAUAGUUAUAAUCCAAAUACUGGUAUCUUAACAAUUAAUGUGGCCACUAUUCAUAAAAUUAAUAUUGGUACUGGUUACAACCCACGUGGAUUUUCAAUGAAAUCUAUAAAUAAUCACAUUGGUUUUAAUUUUAUCAAUAACGCAUUAGUCUACAAUGGAACUGCUCCAAAUGGUUUUCCUAGUGCUUGUAUGCCAUGUGAUUCCCCUCCUUGGAUACCUAUUAUAAAUUCUAUCUCAUCUAGCUCUUCUUCUUUUUCUUCUACAUAUUCAAGUAUCUCUUCUAGUUAUUCCACUAGUUCCAUACCAUCUACUGUAGGCUCUUCCAGCUUUAUUACUUCUUCAUCAUCAUCAAAACCAAAACAAAUCACCUCCUACAUCCCAGGCAUCAUAGGCUCUGCUUCUGCCCAAUCCACAAUCACCUCCUACACCACUGAUGCCAACGGCAGCAGCAGUGAAGUUGACAUUGUUGUUGUUGCCACUCCAGUUCAAAGUACUGUUACUGCCUACACUGCAGGCUCAGUAGGUGCAGCUUCUGCCCUUUCCUCCUACAUCUCCUACACCACCGACUCCAACGGCAGUACCAAGGCCAUUGGUGUUGUUGUUGUUGAGACUCCAGCUGUUAGUCAAAUCACCUCCUACAUCCCAGGCAUCAUAGGCUCUGCUUCUGCCCAAUCCACAAUCACCUCCUACACCACUGAUGCCAACGGCAGCAGCAGUGAAGUUGACAUUGUUGUUGUUGCCACUCCAGUUCAAAGUACUGUUACUGCCUACACUGCAGGCUCAGUAGGUGCAGCUUCUGCCCUUUCCUCCUACAUCUCCUACACCACCGACUCCAACGGCAGUACCAAGGCCAUUGGUGUUGUUGUUGUUGAGACUCCAGCUGUUAGUCAAAUCACCUCCUACAUCCCAGGCAUCAUAGGCUCUGCUUCUGCCCAAUCCACAAUCACCUCCUACACCACUGAUGCCAACGGCAGCAGCAGUGAAGUUGACAUUGUUGUUGUUGCCACUCCAGUUCAAAGUACUGUUACUGCCUACACUGCAGGCUCAGUAGGUGCAGCUUCUGCCCUUUCCUCCUACAUCUCCUACACCACCGACUCCAACGGCAGUACCAAGGCCAUUGGUGUUGUUGUUGUUGAGACUCCAGCUGUUAGUCAAAUCACCUCCUACAUCCCAGGCAUCAUAGGCUCUGCUUCUGCCCAAUCCACAAUCACCUCCUACACCACUGAUGCCAACGGCAGCAGCAGUGAAGUUGACAUUGUUGUUGUUGCCACUCCAGUUCAAAGUACUGUUACUGCCUACACUGCAGGCUCAGUAGGUGCAGCUUCUGCCCUUUCCUCCUACAUCUCCUACACCACCGACUCCAACGGCAGUACCAAGGCCAUUGGUGUUGUUGUUGUUGAGACUCCAGCUGUUAGUCAAAUCACCUCCUACAUCCCAGGCAUCAUAGGCUCUGCUUCUGCCCAAUCCACAAUCACCUCCUACACCACUGAUGCCAACGGCAGCAGCAGUGAAGUUGACAUUGUUGUUGUUGCCACUCCAGUUCAAAGUACUGUUACUGCCUACACUGCAGGCUCAGUAGGUGCAGCUUCUGCCCUUUCCUCCUACAUCUCCUACACCACCGACUCCAACGGCAGUACCAAGGCCAUUGGUGUUGUUGUUGUUGAGACUCCAGCUGUUAGUCAAAUCACCUCCUACAUCCCAGGCAUCAUAGGCUCUGCUUCUGCCCAAUCCACAAUCACCUCCUACACCACUGAUGCCAACGGCAGCAGCAGUGAAGUUGACAUUGUUGUUGUUGCCACUCCAGUUCAAAGUACUGUUACUGCCUACACUGCAGGCUCAGUAGGUGCAGCUUCUGCCCUUUCCUCCUACAUCUCCUACACCACCGACUCCAACGGCAGUACCAAGGCCAUUGGUGUUGUUGUUGUUGAGACUCCAGCUGUUAGUCAAAUCACCUCCUACAUCCCAGGCAUCAUAGGCUCUGCUUCUGCCCAAUCCACAAUCACCUCCUACACCACUGAUGCCAACGGCAGCAGCAGUGAAGUUGACAUUGUUGUUGUUGCCACUCCAGUUCAAAGUACUGUUACUGCCUACACUGCAGGCUCAGUAGGUGCAGCUUCUGCCCUUUCCUCCUACAUCUCCUACACCACCGACUCCAACGGCAGUACCAAGGCCAUUGGUGUUGUUGUUGUUGAGACUCCAGCUGUUAGUCAAAUCACCUCCUACAUCCCAGGCAUCAUAGGCUCUGCUUCUGCCCAAUCCACAAUCACCUCCUACACCACUGAUGCCAACGGCAGCAGCAGUGAAGUUGACAUUGUUGUUGUUGCCACUCCAGUUCAAAGUACUGUUACUGCCUACACUGCAGGCUCAGUAGGUGCAGCUUCUGCCCUUUCCUCCUACAUCUCCUACACCACCGACUCCAACGGCAGUACCAAGGCCAUUGGUGUUGUUGUUGUUGAGACUCCAAUAUAUGGAAACUCCACUAUUUAUGGUGGAGAAACUGGAUCUACUUUAACUGGUACUUUAGUUGUUUUGACUACAGUUGUUAAUGGAGUCACUAUGACCACAACUUAUUGUCCAGAACCAUCUGAAACUUCUAAAACAAGUAUGACUGCUAUCAUUGCCCAUAAUUCUAUUGAAUCUGUUUAUUCAAAGAACCAACAAGAAGAGACCAACUCAUUUUCUGCUGUGUUCCAUGCAACUUCAGUUACUUCUAUUGCUUUUACCACCACUGGCACAGUGUUUACCAACAAUGAAAAUCAAUCAACAUCUAGAAACUCCAGAGGAUCUGCCAUUGUUGUUGGAUCCACAAAGGGUAAUGCAGAUGUCGCUUCAGAAACUGGCGUUGUUACAGGUGCUGUAACUUCUGGAAGACCAGAAACAUCUCUAACUACAAAGAUGCCACAAGUUUCCCAAUUCGUUUCUGAGCAAUUCUCGUCAUCUCCAACUGCUAUGACAGCCUCUCAUGUAAGUGCACCUUCUCUUGCAUCAUAUAAGGGUAAGGGUAGCACUAUAUACAUGAAAUGGAGUGUUGCCCAUUUUGUUGGUCUAUUAUUAUUUAUGAUUAUUUAA
This is a messenger RNA of Arxiozyma heterogenica, 3837 nucleotides long. RefSeq lists its product as uncharacterized. The coding region runs from base 1 to 3837 and encodes 1278 amino acids. The record is from RefSeq and is a predicted model, not a curated record. NCBI's taxonomy places the organism in Eukaryota, Fungi, Ascomycota, Saccharomycetes, Saccharomycetales, Saccharomycetaceae. The transcript has a single exon.